CUGCGACUAGUUGCUGGAUAGCAUAUUUGGAGCUCGUCUCGUGCUUUCAGACAUGGUGAAGCUGACAAAAGCCAAGACUUUCCAGGCUUAUCUGGACUCCUGCCACCGCCGUUACAGCUGCGUGCACUGUCGCGCCCACCUGGCUAACCAUGACGAUCUUAUCUCCAAGUCUUUCCAAGGCAGCCAGGGAAGAGCAUACCUCUUUAACUCUGUGGUCAAUGUUGGCUGUGGUCCUGCAGAGGAGAGGCUGCUGCUGACGGGACUUCACGCAGUGGCGGACAUCUACUGUGAAAACUGUCACACCACACUCGGCUGGAAAUAUGAGCAAGCCUUUGAACUCAGUCAGAAGUACAAGGAGGGGAAGUACAUCAUUGAACUCUCCCACAUGAUAAAGGACAACGGUUGGGACUGAGAGCAGACUCGUCAUUGUUUUUUCUCAAAACGUUGCAUCCCCUCCACUUAAAAGGGUUACUGUGUAGCUUCCUCCUUCUAUGCUCAAACCAUCGCUGUGCCACACUUUCACUUCAUUCAGCUUGGAAAAGAAUUGCACGUGAUGCCUUAUCUUCA
Oryzias latipes (Japanese medaka) is the source of this 567-nucleotide messenger RNA. RefSeq names its product yippee-like 3 (gene ypel3). Lineage: Eukaryota; Metazoa; Chordata; Actinopteri; Beloniformes; Adrianichthyidae. The record is from RefSeq and is marked provisional.